GUGAGUUCAGUACGGUUCAGUACGCUAUCAGAAUCAGACUAUCGGCAGGCGCAAGUGAGCGAUCAUAGCUGACUGAGCUGACAUCAGCAGAGAGUUGCAACAAGUGACUCACGUCCACGCAAAAGCGAUCGCGUGUCGUAUUCCACUUGGAGCGUGUUCGCGAAGUCAUCACUGUCCAGCGAGAGACGAAUCCUGCGAAAUGGACCUGGUACCAUUCAUUGCUGGUACAGACUGGGAGGACCUGAUGUGCCAAUCCCUCCUGAACCAGCUCUUCGACUUGGACGGUCGCCAACUGCAACGGGUGCCGGUAGUGCCGGUGCCGACUGAGAGUGUCAGGCAGAAGCUGAUAGGACCGCAACGGCGUGACGAAGUGGACGAGCUCAGGGACAUGCUGAAGCUGGCGAUCAGGCGUUGCGAGAAUCCGUCGCCCCCCGUCAACAAGGACGACUUCCAGGUGGUGCUGGACGUGCAGCAGUUCAAGCCGGAGGAGAUCAGCGUGAAGAUCGUGGACGAUCACCUCGUCGUCGAGGCCAAGCACGAGGACCGGAAGGACAGGCACGGCUGGGUAUCCCGCCAAUUCGUCCGCAGGUACCCGCUACCGCAGGACAUCGACGUCGACAACAUGACGUCCAAGCUGUCCUCCGACGGUCUCCUGACGCUCGUUGCGCCGAAGAAGCGGCCGUUGAAGGACGAGUCGGUGAGGACGCUCCGAAUCGAGUGCACCGGCAAGCCCUUCGUCCAGAAGCAGGAAAAGCCGAAGACGCUCGAGCAGGGUCAGCAGGGUGAGAAGGAGAAGAAGCAGGAGUGAGAAAUGGACUCUUCGAAGUAUUAACUGUUCAUAUUGUUCGUUAAAUCAAUAUUAUGUUCCUGUGUGUAUAAUCCUACGGGUGUGCGAUAAAUCUAUCGACCGUUAGAGACGUAUGAACUUUGAUAUCGGUCUAUUUUAUUUACAAGUUAGUCCCUGUGAUAUGAUUAAAGUUACGAUUACUUUUGUACGAGGGCGUUUCCAAGUCCAUACAAUGCAUUUAUUUAAAGAUUAUUCAAUUAAUUAGUUAUUUUUAACAGACUGUCAAUUGAACCAAUAAUAUUUACUACUCCUAAAUUAACUACUAUCUCAUAAAUUAAGAAACAUGACUUCCAAUUUCAUAAAUUGCUCCAUUUUUUAUUUUUUAUUAAAAUUUAAUUUCAUUUCGAUAUCUGUGCUGUGGUAGCUAAACGGAAGAAUUACUACUGAAAUUGUAUCAUGAACUUUCACAAUAAGAUAGGAUAGAUGAGCUAGGAUGUAUUUAUUAUUAGGUGUAAUCGCGCGCGCGCGAAUAAAGGUCCUAUAGUUAGUGUUAGGUGAAAAGAAGUAUAAGUUUUUGUUUUUGUCUGGAACAUAGAAAAUUAAUGAUCGUAAAACUGAUGUAAGACUGCGAUUAUUUGUCAAAUACAUAUAAAUUUUUUUUUUAAUUA
Temnothorax curvispinosus is the source of this 1455-nucleotide messenger RNA. Its product is annotated as protein lethal(2)essential for life-like. Gene Ontology annotation, molecular function: protein folding chaperone. Gene Ontology annotation, biological process: response to heat; protein refolding. The record is from RefSeq and is a predicted model, not a curated record. NCBI's taxonomy places the organism in Eukaryota, Metazoa, Arthropoda, Insecta, Hymenoptera, Formicidae. The transcript has a single exon. Bases 200 to 808 code for a protein of 202 amino acids.